GCAUCCCGAACUAAGCGAGAGCGAGGUCCGAGGCAAGUUAAUCGCCUACUCAUCCGACCAGAGCAACAGUUGCAUCGAGAAGGCGGGAGUACUGGCGGCUAUGCCCAUUAAGUUGCUGCCGGCCGACGACGAUCUAAUCCUGCGUGGCAAUACGCUGAGGAAGGCAAUCGAAGACGAUGUGGCAGCUGGACUGAUACCGGUCAUAUGUAUUGCCACCUUGGGCACCACAGGGACGUGCGCCUACGACGACAUCGAUUCGCUGGCCGAUGUCUGUCAAGCCUUGAAUGUGUGGCUGCACGUGGAUGCAGCAUAUGCAGGGGGCGGCUUUGCACUUGAAGAGUGCACGGACCUGCGCAGGGGACUAGAUCGCGUGGACUCGCUGAACUUCAACCUGCACAAGUUCAUGCUGGUUAAUUUUGACUGCUCGGCUAUGUGGCUGAGGGACGCAAACAAGGUAGUGGACAGCUUCAAUGUAGAUCGCAUUUACCUGAAGCACAAGCACGAGGGCCAAUCUCAGAUUCCGGACUUUCGCCACUGGCAGAUCCCCCUGGGCCGCCGUUUCCGUGCCCUCAAGGUGUGGAUUACUUUCCGCACGCUGGGCGCCGAGGGACUGCGCAGCCAUGUGCGUAAGCACAUCGCGCUGGCGCAACAAUUCGAGGCAUUUGUGAGGAACGACUCGCGUUUCGAAAUGGUUGCUCCCCAAGCACUGGGAUUGGUCUGCUUUCGUCCUAGAGGUGACAAUGAACACACCGCUCAGCUUCUUCAGCGACUCAUGGAGCGCAAAAAGAUCUACAUGGUGAAGGCGGAGCAUGCUGGACGCCAGUUCCUCAGAUUCGCCGUUUGCGGUAUGGAUGCAAAGCCCUCCGACAUUGAGUUUGCCUGGACAGAGAUCGAGACGCAGCUGACGGCCCUCCUGGCUGAGAAAUCGCUGGCUGCUCGGAAACCUAGCAAUGUCUCCGAGCUGACGCAGCACUUUCAGAUGCAUCUGGCCAGUGAUAGCGGGACCCACGAGAAGUCGCAGUGACGGAAAUAGCGCCCGAUUUAUAUACAAUUGAACUAUUUAUGUUUAGGAUGUCCUUAAGUUGUUCUGUAGAUGUUAGAAAUAAAUUCAAUUUAAAUCUGAA
Drosophila miranda is the source of this 1124-nucleotide messenger RNA. Its product is annotated as 3,4-dihydroxyphenylacetaldehyde synthase-like. Lineage: Eukaryota; Metazoa; Arthropoda; Insecta; Diptera; Drosophilidae. Gene Ontology annotation, molecular function: aromatic-L-amino-acid decarboxylase activity; pyridoxal phosphate binding. Bases 101 to 1024 code for a protein of 307 amino acids. The transcript has a single exon. Gene Ontology annotation, biological process: amino acid metabolic process; catecholamine metabolic process. The record is from RefSeq and is a predicted model, not a curated record.